UAAAAUAUCCACAGUGUGUGAGUUAGAACCAUAGAUCAGCAGAGCUAUUACAUGAAGAGCAGUAAAAAUAACAUUAUCUGGGUGGACUAUACUGACUAUAGUUCUUAAAUGUCCUAGAGUUGGAUAAUAGAGAUGACAAUUAAGAUCAAAUGACUACAUAUUUACAAAUCAGUGAGUAUUGCUGGGAAUUAUGUCAACCUUGUUUUGGUUAUCAGAGAUGAUCUGAGUUAUGACUGGUGAUUACUGACUGUAAUUUCAACCAGGCAAGUUAGAACAUCUGUCUACAGCUCAGUGAUAUUAAUCCAGAUGUGCAAUACAUUAGAUGAGAGACACAAGACAAUGUGAGGAGAUAGUAUAUGUAUAAGUAUUGAAUGGGCCUUCUCUGGGGUCUGAAAUAAGAUGUGAAUGAAUUAGCCUGAUCAAUAUAUAUUAUAUGUUUCACAGAUUUGCAAGUCAUGCCCAUCUGAUGGGUUUUUGGAAGCAAAUAGAACCAGCCGCCCUCAAUAUUAUACGAGUUACAAGGGCACAGAGCGUCACAAAGACUGAUCAAGUCCCUCACUCUGCCAGUGCAACGGUCCUUCAACCAAUUGAUGAGUUCUUCCUGUUCAUGAACUACCUGUCAUUGGGACUGAUGCAAAAGGAUUUGGCCCACAGAUUUAGAAUACAUCAGUCAACUGUGAGUCGCAUUGUUAACACCUGGGCCAACUUCCUUUAUACUGUAUUGGGAGCUGUGAAUAUUUGGCUAGAUGAAGACACUGUGAAAGCUCACCUCCCAGAAGUGUUUCAGGACUACGCUGACACUCAAGUCAUUUUAGAUUGCACAGAACUGCGAUGUCAAACCCCAAACUCCCUUCUCCUCCAGAGCGAGGUGUUUUCCACUUAUAAAUCACACUGCACAUUCAAAGGGUUGAUUGGGAUAGCCCCUCAUGGUGCAGUGACCUUUGUGUCAUCUCUUUAUCAAGGUGCCACCGGUGAUAAAGAGAUCUUAAAGCAGUCUGGCAUUGUGGCCCUCCUUAAACCAUCUAUGGCUAUCAUGGUGGACAAGGGUUUCCUUGUGGAAGACUGUGUACCAUGCAAAGUCCAUAUACCCACGUUUCUGUCGAAGAGAGCUCAACUGUCUAGGUCAGAGAUCAGAAAGACACAGUCUAUUGCAAGACUGAGAGUCCAUGUAGAGCGUGUGAUUCACAGAGUCAAAGAACAUAAAAUAUUCAGCACAGUGAUUCCUCUUUCAAUCACAGGCAGCAUAAAUCAACUUUUUGCUGUUGCCUGUCUUUUGGUGAAUUAUCAAAAUGGUCCCUUGGUGAAAGCCUGGGCAAGCAAUUGCUAAUCUCAAUCCAGGAUUAGAAAGAUGAUAAAAUAAUGUGUAUAGUUCUUAUCUGUGUAGAGACUUGCAUCUCUAACAUCAAAAAGAUCCCUUUAGGUCAUGCACUGCACUGUAAAUAUACAGGUCCUUCUCAAAAUAUUAGCAUAUUGUGAUAAAGUUCAUUAUUUUUUAUAAUGUAAUGAUGAAAAUUUAACAUUCAUAUAUUUUAGA
Molecule: messenger RNA, 1534 nt
Organism: Girardinichthys multiradiatus
Lineage: Eukaryota; Metazoa; Chordata; Actinopteri; Cyprinodontiformes; Goodeidae
Exons: 2
Coding region: 434-1327 (297 amino acids)
Source: RefSeq, a predicted model, not a curated record